AUGAACGGAAUUACGCCGAAAUUCACGAACGAAAUCGAAAAUGUUGUGGAUGAUCAUCUGUUCGGAUGUGUUGCCACGAAUCAGGAGGUUCAGUGGCAUCAGGUAGGGGUAAUUUUUUGUGAUUUUUUUUAUUUGAGGGGUGGAUUAAAAUUUUUUUUUGAUGUCAAUUUUUUUUGAUGUGUGUUUUUCAGAACAAUAAACGAGUGUUAAUUCGAGCCGACAUUGAUAAUGUGAAGAACAGACAAGUCACAUUAGUUUGUGGUGGAGGCUCUGGACAUGAACCUUUUGCUGGCGGUGGGUUUUGGCUUUGUCUUUAUUAUUUUACUAGUCUAAAUUUAAUUCUAGUCUAGCCUAAGCUAACGCUUAAGCUCUAACCUAACAAUUUUGUAAGGGCUAGCUCUAGUUUCGGGCUUAGCCUAACCUCUAGAUUUAGCCUAAAACUGAGAUUAAGCUUUAGGCGAACUCUUACUUUAAGCUCUAGCUUUCUUCUUCGCUAUUAGCCACACCCUAAGCCGUAGUUUGAGUUAUAGCCUAAGCUCUAGCUCUAGCCUAAGAUAUAACCUAAGUUCUAGCCUAAGCCGUAGCCUAAGCCCUAACCUAAGCCUUAGCCUGAGCUCUAGCUUAAGCUUUAGCCUAAGCUCUAGCCUAAGCCCUAGCCUAAGCUCUAGCCUAAGCAAUAGCCUAAACCUUAGCAUAAGCCCUAGCUUAAGCUUUAGCCUAAGUCCUAGCUUAAGCCCUAGCCUAAGCUCUAACCUAAGUCCUAGUCAGUAGCUCUAGCGUAAGCCUUAGCCUAAGCUCUAGCUUCAGAUCGAUCCUAAGCUUUAGUCUAAGUCUUGGUUCUAUCUUAAGGCUUAGCCUAAGCUCUAGCAUAAGCUCUAGCCAAACUUUAUUCCAAGGCGUAAAUCUCAUUCUAAAUCUUAGAUCUAGCUUAUGUUCUCGCUGUAGCCAUAGCAAAAACUAAUUCUAGCUCUUACUGUAAUCAUAUUAUUAUAGGCUUCGUCGGUCCAAACGGCUUAUCUUCAGCCGUUUCUGGUGAUGUCUUUGCUUCACCUUCAUCUCAACAAAUUCAAGAUGCUAUCUCUUCUGUACUAUCCAACAAAGGCACUAUAGUAUUUUCGAAUAACUAUACUGGCGAUCGACUCAAUUUUGGAAUGGCAGUUGAAAACUUGAAAAAUUUGCAUAAGAACCUCAAGUUGAAGUUGUAUUUUGUGGAUGAUGAUGUAGCUUUAGAAGGAAAGGCUGGUUUUAAAACUGGCAAUAGAGGAUUGGCUGGAAGUGUGCUGGUUUUACAAGCAGCUGGGGCUUUUGCUGAAAGUGGCAUGGAGUUUGAAGAGAUUUGUGAGAAUGUGGAGGACAUGAUUGGGAGCUUGGGUAGGUUAAUAUAACUUCUUUUUGUGAUAAGACAGGGCAGGGUAAUGUUGGGUAGCGGAGAGGGCAAUACGUUAAGAUAGUGGUACCGCAGGACUAGGGUAGGAUACAAUAGGGCAGGUUACGUUGUAGGAUAGAGUAGGGUACAGUGGUUCUAUGGUAGGGUAGGGUAAGUUAAAGUAGGGUAGGGUAGGGUGGCGUUGGGUAGGGUAAGUUAAAGUAGGGUAGGGUAAGGUAAGGUAGGGGAGGGUAAAAAUUUUAGAACUUUAAUUUCAGCUACCUUCGGAGUCAGUUUAUACCCCUGUUCCAUGCCUGGCAAGAGCUACAUGUUCAGUUUACCUGAUGAUGAGCUUGAGCUUGGACUGGGCAUUCACGGGGAGCCCGGGUUAGAACGAAUCAAGGUCAAAACAGCCAAAGAGAUCAUUGAUAUUGUCAUGCCAAAACUCGUGUUUAGUAAUCGAUUAAAGUUGGGCCAACAAAGUGAGGAUAAGAUUGCCAUUUUAUUGAACAACCUUGGUAUUGUCAGUCAAAUGGAGAUGAAUAUAUUGGCCAAGGAGGUAUUGGACUGGAUUGGUGAGUGUUUAUCUGAUAGAUGAGUUAAAUUCUCUAUUUUACAUUUUAAUUCUAAAAAUGAUGUUUAGAAGCCAAUACAAAGCUAAAAGUAGCAGCAUUGUUCCGUGGUACCGUCUCAACCUCAUUAGAUGGCCAUGGUGUUAGCAUUAGCAUCUUGAGGUCGGACAGAGAAAAUUGGUUGCCAGCGUUGUGUACCAUUAGUCCUAUUAGUAAUUUUUGGAAUGUAACGAAGCCACAGAAGCUUGAAACUACUUUAUGA
Molecule: messenger RNA, 2200 nt
Organism: Bursaphelenchus okinawaensis
Lineage: Eukaryota; Metazoa; Nematoda; Chromadorea; Rhabditida; Aphelenchoididae
Source: the annotation of a GenBank genome assembly